Messenger RNA from Esox lucius (northern pike), 7151 nucleotides. RefSeq names its product myelin transcription factor 1-like, b (gene myt1lb). Gene Ontology annotation, biological process: regulation of transcription by RNA polymerase II. The record is from RefSeq and is a predicted model, not a curated record. Lineage: Eukaryota; Metazoa; Chordata; Actinopteri; Esociformes; Esocidae. Bases 499 to 4401 code for a protein of 1300 amino acids. The transcript is spliced from 23 exons. Gene Ontology annotation, cellular component: nucleus. Gene Ontology annotation, molecular function: zinc ion binding; RNA polymerase II cis-regulatory region sequence-specific DNA binding; DNA-binding transcription factor activity, RNA polymerase II-specific.
CCUCUCCCUCUUUCUGUCUCUUCUUUCACUCCUAUCUCUUUCCCUUGUUCCGUCGUCUCCAGCGCACUCUGAAGUCGUAAAAAUGAUUUGCAAACAGGAGAUGAGGAGAAGUUAGCAGGGAGCACUGAGUGUGUUUGAGGGGUCAGAAACGAGUAACAGAAAAUAGAAGUAGCGAGGAAGCAAGACAAAGAUAGACAGAAAGUAAUAAAGAAAAAAGUCAAAAAGAGAGAAUAAAAAGAAAGAACAUUAAGAAAGAUUAAAAGAAAAGACAGAAAAGAAGUGAAGACAAAGGAAAGAAAGUCAAAAAGGACGAGCAUACUGGAGCAUUAAAAAGUUUGAGAAGACUGCAUUCUGAGGCUGGUGGGUUGCAUCUUUCCUUCUUAUAAUGAAUUUGGAAGAGUGGUGAGCCCUUUCUCUCCUGUCUAACGUCUGUUGUCGUGGGCAACGGAGGAAGCAGAGGUCUGGACCAAAGUGCAAUCUAAGCCCAAAUAAUUUCAGAUGGAGGUGGAUGCGGACGAGAAGCGCCAUCGCACACGCUCCAAAGUUCCUGUGGAACCGGCGAUACCAGAGCUGUUCAGCUGCCCGACACAGGGCUGUGACGGGAGUGGACACGUGAGCGGAAAAUAUGCAAGACAUCGAAGUGUGUACGGCUGCCCCCUGGCCAAGAAGAGGAAGACAGUGGACAGACAGUCUCUGGAAACUCUGGAGGUGCCGGAACCCCUAACGGACCCCCUGGAGGCGGACCCCAAGAAGAGACCCCUCGUAGCUCACAUGGACUCCGCUAUGGAGGAGAGCUACCAGACAGACGGGACAGAGGAGAUGGAGGAGGUGGAUGACAGAGAGGAGGUGGAGGAGGGCGAGGAGGACGACUGCGAUGAGGAAGACGAGGAGGUAGAGGAUGAUGAAGAGCAGGGGUAUUCAGAGGACAAUGAGGAACAGAUGGAACAGGAUGAAGGGGAGGUGGAGAGAGGAGAGGGAGAUGGCCAGGACGAAGAGGUAGAACAAGAGGAGGAGGAGGGAGUAGAAGAGGAGGUUGGAGUAGAAGAGGAAGCAGAGGAGGAGGAGGAGGAGUAUGAGGAGGAGUAUGAUGACCAGAGUCAAGGCCAAGAGGAUGAUCAGAUGAACGGCGGUGGAGGCGGUCAUCCCAAAUCCGGCACGUCAGGGGAGAAGGACGAUAACAACAAUGACGAGUAUGAGAACUACGACGAGCUGGUGGCCAAGUCCCUGCUCAACCUGGGGAAGAUCGCUGAGGACGCCGCCUACCGCGCCAUGACCGAGUCCGAAAUGAACAGCAACUCCUCCAACAGCGCGGAGGAAGAGGAGGACGAGGACGAGGAGGAGGAGGAGGAAGAUGAGGAGGAGGAAGAUGAGGAGGACGAGGAGGACGAGCAGGGUGGGGGCGGAGGUCAGACGAAGGGCGAGUUGACCCUGGAUGUGGACAGUGACGUGGUGAGGGAGACGGUGGACUCUCUGAAGCUGCUGGCCCAGGGCCACGGGGCGGUGCUCUCCGACAGCGUGGAGGGAGGCGACUAUGAGGACGGGACUGGGGAGAACGGGGAUGGGAGCCGCGGCGGAGGUCCUGGAGUGGGCAGCAGUCAGGGUAAACCUUCCAACGGACUGGAGGAGAGCGAUGAGGAAGUGUGUCUAAGCAGCCUGGAGUGUCUGAGGAACCAGUGCUUCGAUCUGGCCCGCAAACUGAGCGAAACCCAGCCGGCCGAUCGCUUGGCCUCAGGCCUCCCCCAGCAAAGCCACCCUGGCAGCGGGGACAUGCAGGGGCAGCUCCCCCAUCCGCACCCCAACUCCCACUCGCACCCGCCUGGGUACGGGGACCUCCAGCAGAGCCAGGAGGAGAGGCGCGCCCUGGAAAGGAACUACUCCGACAUGGUCAACCUGAUGAAGCUGGAGGAGCAGCUGAGCCCACGCUCCAAGGCCUUCUCCAGCUGCGCCCAGGACGACCCCUACCACAACCACAUUCAUGACCGGGACGAGGACACGCGGUCGGUUACAUCGGACCGCUCGGAGGAGGUGUUUGACAUGACCAAGGGAAACUUGUCUUUGCUCGAAAAGGCCAUCGCCAUGGAGUCCGAGCGGGCCAAGGCCACGAGGGACAAGAUGGCUGCCGAGGCGGCGAGGCGGGACGGGGUGCGGUACCAUCACCACCACGGCGAUCACCAUGGCGAGCACCAUUCGCGGCACGGUUUCGGAGAGGAGCGCAAGGCCCGCCUCCACGACGGGAUGAAGAAGCCCUACUACCAUAAAGAUUCAUCACGCGGGGACAAGAAGGAGAGUCGGUGCCCGACGCCGGGAUGCGACGGCACGGGUCAUGUGACUGGAUUGUAUCCUCAUCAUCGCAGCCUGUCCGGCUGUCCGCACAAAGACAGGGUGCCACCUGAAAUCCUUGCAAUGUAUGAGAAUGUUCUUAAGUGUCCUACGCCAGGCUGCACGGGGCGUGGCCAUGUCAAUAGCAACAGGAACUCCCACAGAAGUCUGUCGGGCUGCCCCAUCGCUGCGGCGGAGAAGCUGGCCAAAGCCCAGGAGAAGAACCUCGGCUGUGAUGGCUCCUCCAAAUCUAACCAGGGUUCUGACCGCGUGCUGAGGCCUAUGUGCUUUGUGAAACAGCUGGAGAUCCCUCAGUACGGCUUCAAGAACAACGUGUCGACCAGCACGCCGCGCUCCAACCUGGCCAAGGAGCUGGAGAAGUACUCCAAAACCAGCUUUGACUACAGCAGCUUCGCGGACAGCACGCAUGGCAGCAACGUCUAUGGUAAACGGGCCAUCGCACCCAAGCUCCAAGGCAGGGACUCCUCCCCUAAGGGAUACGAUGCCAAGCGCUACUGCAAGAACUCCAGCUCCGCGAGCAGCACCACCAGCACCUACGCCCCCAGUAGCAGCAGUAGCAGCCUGAGCUGCGGCGGGGGGGGCGGAGGCGGAGGCAGCAGCGCGAGCUCCACCUGCAGCAAGAGCAGCUUCGACUACACCCACGACAUGGAGGCCGCCCACAUGGCCGCCACGGCCAUCCUCAACCUGUCCACGCGCUGCCGGGAGAUGCCCCACGGGCUGGGGGGAAAGCCGCAGGACCUCUGCUCCAGGAACCCAGACUUAGAGGUGGAUGAGAACGGGACGUUGGACCUGAGUAUGAAGCAGCGUCUCGGGGGCGGCGUGGGUGCCGUGCUCACUCCCUUGGAGCCCAUGUCCCCCCGGCGCCAGGCGCUGAUGCGCUACGGCAUGGGGGACGACUGCUGGGACCUGCCCGUCGACUACACCAAGAUCAAACGCAUUGACGAGGACAGCAAAGAGCCUGAUGACCUGGACCCAUUCCAGGAGCUGCUGGAGCAGCGAGGCUACCCUGGUGAAGUCCCCAUGCACAGCCCCAAGCCCAAGUACGCCCAGUGCAAGGAGAGCAAGAAGGACCUGAUAACUCUCUCCGGCUGUCCUUUAGCUGACAAAAGCAUUCGAAGCAUGAUGGCAACCAACUCGCAAGAGCUCAAGUGCCCGACCCCGGGGUGCGACGGCUCGGGGCAUAAUACUGGCAACUACGCAUCACACAGAAGUCUGUCAGGGUGUCCGCGGGCGAGGAAGAGUGGGAUGAAGAUUCCGCACAGCAAAGAGGACAAGGAGGAUCAGGAGCCCAUCAGGUGUCCGGUUCCAGGCUGCGACGGCCAGGGUCACGUGACGGGGAAGUACGCCUCUCACCGCAGCGCGUCGGGCUGCCCCGUGGCUGCCAAGCGGCAGAAGGACGGCUAUAUGAACGGCUCCCAGUUCACAUGGAAGGCUGGGAAGACGGACGGCAUGUCCUGUCCCACGCCGGGCUGUGACGGCUCCGGUCACGUCAGCGGGAGCUUCCUAACGCAUCGGAGUUUGUCAGGCUGUCCGCGUGCCACGUCUGCCAUGAAGAAAGCCAGAUUGUCUGGAGUGGAAAUGCUAACGAUAAAACAACGAGCCAGCAACGGAAUCGAAAACGAGGAAGAAAUGAAACAGCUGGAUGGAGAAAUCAAAGAUUUAAGUGAAUCCAAUUCACAAGUGGAAGCAGAUAUGAUCAAACUUAGAACACAGAUUACCACAAUGGAGUCUAAUCUGAAGUCAGUAGAGGAAGAAAACAAGGUGAUUGAACAGCAAAAUGAAUCUCUCCUGCAUGAGCUGGCCAGCCUCAGCCAGACACUGAUUAACAGUUUAGCUAAUAUCCAGCUCCCUCAUAUGAAACCGUCGGCACACAAAGAGGCUCCCCUUAGAAAUAACAGCUGCUUACAGAUGCAUCAGAGAGAGCCGAUCAGCGAUCAGAGCUUUGAUGCAUAUGUGACCACGCUAACAGACAUGUACACUAACCAGGAUCAGUACCAGAACCCAGAGAACAAAGCCCUGCUGGAAAACAUCAAACAAGCGGUGCAAGGAAUCCAAGUGUAGCCCAGCCCGCUAAUUAGCCCAGCAAAUGACAGAGCUUCUUUCUCAGAGGAGUGAAGGAAAACAACAUCCACAGGAAAUAACUAGAAGUGACAUGAUGGGAUGAUGCCUCGUUUUUUUUUUUCUUCUGUAACUUCUCAUACAGUGUUAGAUAUUGAUUUGAAUAAAAAAAAAGAGUGUUAUGCUUAGAAAACUUCAUAACAAUUUUUUUUGGUCUUGCGUUAAAGAAAAAAAAUAGUAAAUGGCAGAAUGAUUUUUGAAGACAUUCACAUUUUGUACGUUUUCAUACCUUAUGAGCUGGCAUAAUGUGAUGUAAUGUUUCUAGCUGCUCAUUUAUGCACAAUUUUUGUGUAUAUUUCUGAACAGUAUACUAUAUGACAUAGGACAUUAACUCACUUAUAAUGCUUGAUGAUGAAGCAUUUUAGAUGAAAAGGCUGCCAUGGACAGUGGAAAAAAGCUAAAGCAAUGAUGAACUCAAAGGACGUAGCUACUUUUCAAGAUUUCUUUUCCUCACUGGAUGAUUUUGAAAUUACACUGAUUUUUUUUUUUUUCUUCUUGUGUGCAGAUGUGGGAACAGCAAGACCGGGUUGCCAAUCUUUUUUGUUUUAACAAUGCUUGAACAAUUCUUAGUCUUUUUUAAAGGUUGACAGCAGUAAGUGGGGGCAUUUUUAAUUGGUGUAGUAAAUGAGUUUGGAAAGAAACUGACUUGAUGUUUGUAUAAAUGUUACAGUUUUAUUGUAAACAUCAUCACACGGAAACCCAAUGGUGAAACCCCAUUCUACAAAGGACUAUACACUCUGGAUCUUUUGUGUUGGUAGAUUGUCAUUGUCAUUCAGUCAACAACAAGAUGGUGUAUAAUGGCACAGAAUAGAGUAUUCAGGCAUUAUUCUAGCGUUUGGCAUUCUGUUUCGAAUUUCAAAAUUUCUGUUGCUAGAAUCUGGCAAUGUCUCAGCAAUAUAUAGCUAAAUCAUAUGUUUCUAGAUAUGGGAUACAAUCUACAUGAAGAAUAUGUUUCGGUAUGCAAUUACUUGUUUGUAAACAUUUGGGGGGAAACAAAUGAAUCUUUUUACUGUAUGUAAAAUAUACAUUUUUAUAUAAAUCUUUUAAUACAAAAAACAAAAUAUUUAAAAAAGUUGGACAUUCAGUUUUAAAGAUGAAAGAUGCUUUAUGAGUUCCACUUUCCUUACAUACGAUUUUGCACAGGGACACCUUCGUUUCCAUGUUUUGAUGUUUUUACAGGAACUAAAGCAGUACACGAGAGCCUGAACACUGAGUAAGGAGGUUUUUGUAAAAGAGUAUUUAUACACGCGUAUGAGAGAGAGCUGGACUUACAGGGUCAUUGUCCCCACUUAUGUGCCAGUAGACCAUUUGCACUUGUCCUGAAGAUAGUAUCUUAACAUGCGGCGGCGUGCAAUUACCAGGUGUUCCUUUAGCACACAAUUGGUGAAAUUAACUGCUAGGAGCCACUAGGUGACGAAUUUGUACCACUGAAGGAGACGACAGGGAUUUGAAUCAGAAACGAUUAUCAUAGUCAUACCAGUAGUAGUGAAUUCUAUUUCAUUUUGGUAUGCUAUAUCAAUACAAAAUAAUCCCCAGCAGCACUUUAUGUCUAAUCACUGUACAAAUUAAAUACUCAAUCAAUUAAAAGUUAAAAAAAGGAAAGUACAAUGUUUUUACAUUGGCUUGGAGAGUGGGAAAUGACCUCUUCUUGUUGAACUCUAAAUGGGGUGAUGCAGUUUCAUGUCUGUCUGCGCUCCUUCCUUCUGUUGUGCUAUUAGUUUUUAGCGACCAUGUUCAGAAUUUGCCUUUUUCGGAGCUAAACGCAAAGGUGCUUGUCGUUCACCCGAUCUCAGCUAUUGUACUUCUACGUCCUUGUUUAGGGCUACAUCGUCAAAGACUGCAUUAUGCCUUUCUCCACAGCAUUGUGUCUGAAGCUUUUUGCCAAUAUAGUAAUGCUUUCCGUAGAGUAAUGGCUAAUAUAAGUUUUUGACUUAAUUUUCAUUAUCAAUACAAUGGAAAGGGAUUCAAAGCACAAACCGGCUGCUCAUCUAUCGUUGGUACGUUACAUAUUAUCAAAUUUGAAAAAAAGUUACAUAUCUGUGACUAUUUAAAUAGGGAACACGAAAUGUGUCGCAUUAGAAUGCUGAAUUUUCAUAUAAAUUAUUGUGAAUUCAUCAGAGUUUAUUUAUUCUAACAUGUUCAUUUUGAGGUUGAUUUAGGUAAUCAUUAACAAAGACAGGAUUUUGUAUAAACUAUUGUGCUCUCUGUGGAACUGAAGUUUAAUUUAUUUUUGUACUACACAGCAUGGAUUUGUUGACAUUUUAAUUUUGCUAUAAAUGUGUGAGAUCACAAGUUGCUGUGAUAUUUCAUUUUUAAAUUGUGAACUUUGUACAAUUUUUGUCAUGCUGGAUGUUGACACAUCUUACUCUGAAUAAAGAAAAUAUUGUGUUGCCACGGGGCUGUAAGCUGUGAUGGCCAGUCUUCCUUCUUACCCCAUACUAACAAUUUAGUGGGAAACCCCAAUGUUCUUGGAGCCCUAGUGUUUCAUUCCGAGAAAGGCUGUAUUUAUUCCCAUGGGUUUCCAUGAUAUACAAACGGUUUAUAUUCCAGGACAAACCUCUGAUGUUUUGAAAUAAGAUUUCUUAGGAUAACGUUUCACGUAGGAUUUUGACAUCCAUACAGGGUAGGGUUUUACUCUGGAGUACUGGGUAUUCAUCAAUGUCAUACCCCAUAACAACCAGCAGAUGGCAGGA